This is a messenger RNA of Chlorella variabilis, 339 nucleotides long. RefSeq lists its product as hypothetical. The record is from RefSeq and is a predicted model, not a curated record. NCBI's taxonomy places the organism in Eukaryota, Viridiplantae, Chlorophyta, Trebouxiophyceae, Chlorellales, Chlorellaceae. Gene Ontology annotation, cellular component: RNA polymerase III complex. The transcript has 5 exons. Gene Ontology annotation, biological process: DNA-templated transcription; termination of RNA polymerase III transcription. Bases 1 to 339 code for a protein of 112 amino acids. Gene Ontology annotation, molecular function: nucleic acid binding; zinc ion binding; DNA-directed RNA polymerase activity.
AUGGGCAGUGGCCUGCUGUUUUGUCCCACUUGCGGCAACCUGCUCCUGGUUGAGAACCACAACGGCGAGAACCAGUUUAGCUGCUCGACGUGCUGCUAUCAGUACUACAUCGACCGCCAGAUCACCAAGGGCGUGCCGCUGCAACGCAAGGAGGUUGAGCCAGUGCUUGGUGGGGAGGAAGAGUGGAAGAACGCUCCUCGCACCGAAGCCCGCUGCCCCAGCGACACCUGCGGCCACCUCCAGGCUUACUUCAAGGAGGCGCAGAUCCGGUCCGCCGACGAGCCCGCCACCCUCUUCUACCGCUGCGCCAAGUGCGGCCGCAACUGGCGGGAGGGAUAG